Orbicella faveolata is the source of this 1607-nucleotide messenger RNA. Its product is annotated as tRNA wybutosine-synthesizing protein 5-like. NCBI's taxonomy places the organism in Eukaryota, Metazoa, Cnidaria, Anthozoa, Scleractinia, Merulinidae. The record is from RefSeq and is a predicted model, not a curated record. Gene Ontology annotation, molecular function: calcium ion binding.
CCGAAAUUUAAAUCCAGGCCUCACUGCCUGGCUAACAAUUCCAAUUUGCCUACGAUCCAGUCCAGCGCGGCGUCCAGCUCAAAUUCUUUGAAAUUAGGCCCAGUCCCCCCUAACUGUCAAACGGAACAACGGGUUGUCAAACGCUUCCUCCCAAAGUGAACCCAAAGUGUGGAAGUUCACGAAGUUCACCAAGUAAAGUUGAUUUGUUUGUGCUUCGUUUCGACUCUAUUUAUCCAAUGGUGUGUCGCUUCAUUUAAUUGAGCCAAUUUUUGCAUCAUGGUGAGGUAGACAUUAAGGACACUAGUGAAUGACCUGAUGAUUAGAACGCGGAAGCAAAUAAUGCGGCUGUGUUUAUUUGUCUUUCUUCCGUUGCUUGCUCGUGGAAAUGAAUUGCUGGGACAUUUAGAGCCAUUAUUCUCACACGGUAAGAGACUGGAAGUGGAAGUGUACGAUGGAUUUCCAGCAGCGGAAGAAUUCUUCAAGAGAUUCGUGGACAAUGCAAAGCCAGUUCUGUUUCGCGGGGGAGCCAUGUUAUUCCCAGCUUACUCCUUGUGGAAUGACGAGUAUUUUCUUUCCUUUCCUGAAAGCGAGGAAAGUCUGGUGACAGUGGAAGUUGAGAAGAAAGAAAAUCGUUCAGCUCCUGGGGAAGACAUUCCAUUUGCAGACUUUGUUCGAGAAUUGCACUCGUCUGGGAAAUACAUGAUUAGCUCAGUGCCAGAAUUCCUCAGGUAUGAUGUGUUUGUUCCUCCUCCUAUUGCUUGUCAAGAUAUAGCACAAGGAAACCUUGUGCAAGAAAUGCUGUGGUUUAGCAGUGGAGGAACCAAGUCUGUUCUUCACAAUGAUCAUGCAGAAAACAUCAUGUGUGUAUUCAGGGGGACCAAGGAAUUCUUUUUGAUAGACAAGGAAUAUCAGGAACUGGUUAAUGUGACAGAGCGUGGGUAUUCUCAGGUAGAUGUUGACAGGGUUGACCUGUUCAAGUAUCCUGGACUCCACAAUAUAGAACAUCACUUUGCCUUCAUAGAACCUGGUGACUGUCUUUAUGUACCUUUUCUUUGGGUACAUCAUGUGCGAUCUAAUGAUGUGAAUAUAGCUGUUAAUAUCUGGUGGAGGCAUGGGGUGGAAGUGAACUUCAGUUACUGUGAUGCACAGCCAGGCAGAACAAUUAAAGAUUUGACAUUUAUUGGAUUUGGAGCUCUUCAUGAAGCCCAGGAGAAGUUGAUCAGAAACCGUUUAGUUCAGGCUGCCAAGCUAAGUCACAAUGACCUAACUCUUGAAGGACUUCAAGAUUUCUUCAUACAGCCGGAUGUUUUUGGACCUGGUGUGCAAUGGACUGAUGGCAUGCUUGAAGUUGUUAAAAAGCUGUUUAGUUUGAUGGACAAAUCACAAGAUGGCAAGAUAACGUUUAUUGAGCUGGACAGUUUACCUGCAGAGGAUUGGGAGAAGAUCCGUGUGCUAGUGACUGAUUUGACUGAACUAGUAAUGGCGCAAAACGACCAGGCAAUAGAACAAGAGGCUCAUUUCACAGAAGCGGAACAUUGGCAGGAAAAUGAAUCACAGAUACAUACGGAACUUUGAGAAGAACUAGAGAACAAGUUGUAUGUCUAGCG